This is a messenger RNA of Brachypodium distachyon (stiff brome), 706 nucleotides long. Its product is annotated as 50S ribosomal protein L34, chloroplastic. NCBI's taxonomy places the organism in Eukaryota, Viridiplantae, Streptophyta, Magnoliopsida, Poales, Poaceae. The coding region runs from base 40 to 522 and encodes 160 amino acids. The record is from RefSeq and is a predicted model, not a curated record. Gene Ontology annotation, biological process: translation. Gene Ontology annotation, molecular function: structural constituent of ribosome. The transcript has 2 exons. Gene Ontology annotation, cellular component: mitochondrial large ribosomal subunit; ribosome.
CGAGAGCGAGAGGCUAGCCCGUAUCCCGGCUGCCCAGACAUGGCGCUUGCCCUGGCUUCACCAAUGGCGUCCCUCUCGCUCUACACCGGGAGGAUCUCGGCGGUGGCUAUAGGCGGCGGUCUCCGCCCCAAGUCGGCCCCGAUGGCUGCCUCCGCCCGCCCGUUUCUCCAGAGCUCAUUCGUCUCGUCCUCCGCCUCCGCCUACCCUGCUUCGUUCUCGGCUGCGGUAUCGUCGUCGCUGGCCUUCGCGUCUGCCUCCUCGUUCGCCGGUUCAUCUUUCGGAAUUGAGUUCAGCUACCACAGAUUGACAACACGAAGACCUCGUGGUCUGCAGAUUAGGGCCGGAAAGGCUGCUCUCUGCCUGACCAAGAGGUCAAGAUCUCGGAAGUCACUUGCCCGUGUACAUGGUUUCCGCAGGCGGAUGCGGACUACUUCUGGAAGAAGGGUCCUGAAGCGUAGACGUGCCAAAGGAAGAAAGAUUCUCUGCACAAAGACGAACUCACCCACAGGGACGAAGUUUUAAUUGCUUUGCAAUUUGAGGCGUUUUGUAUUCCAGCGGUAAGUUUUACUUUGUUGCAUCCCAUGCUCUCAGCCAUGUUCUUCUGAAACGAUUGCUGUACAUCCUUUUCCAUGUUUUUUGUGGUUAAUACUUGAUAUCUGAAUCAAAUUCUCAACGGUCUUUAAUAUGAUGUUGUUUUGUGAGAUCA